AUGUUCUUGUCUCUCAAUAGGAUUGCAAUCGCGAGUCCGCCUCCGGGACCUGCAGACACUGCUCCUCACGCAGCAUACGUCUCUCAACCCAGGCGUGGCCAACUUCUGGCUGCUCUUCGGACUGCACGGGGAGCUCCCCGGCCACCCUCAAUCUCCUUCCAGGAGCGAGACAUGCAUCGCCGUAUGUUCAUAAGAGAUGGAGAGGGACAGCCUCUGAUCCGGGGGAAGAUCCUCCUUAGUGCAGCCCCAGUUAGCAGCUACGGCCCCGGCACGUUUCUCAAUGUGAUGCCGCCUGGAUUGGAGGGAAGAGUUCUAACUUCGAUUUGUUGA
Monascus purpureus is the source of this 330-nucleotide messenger RNA. Lineage: Eukaryota; Fungi; Ascomycota; Eurotiomycetes; Eurotiales; Aspergillaceae. The record is from the annotation of a GenBank genome assembly.